Messenger RNA from Rotaria socialis, 531 nucleotides. The record is from the annotation of a GenBank genome assembly. Lineage: Eukaryota; Metazoa; Rotifera; Eurotatoria; Philodinida; Philodinidae.
AUGGUAAUUUCGCUGCAUACUGCCCAAUUAGCAGUGCUCAGCGCAGCGAUGAGUGAGGAUAGUUGUGAAUUCUAUGAACUGCUCGAAAUGAUGGUUCCAUGUGGCGCAAGUGGAUAUGUGAACGAUUUUGCGUACAAAUACUGCGAAGCUUACUUAGACGAACGAGAUAAUUUUAUUGACAAGAAAUGGCAAAAUGGUGUCCGUACUUGUCUUCAACGGUCCAUGCUAUCUAAACUGCAGUCAAAUCCUGGAGCGUCAUGUGCACAAAUUAGAACUUGGGGCUUCAAUUCGCAUUUAGGAUGCUACAUGCGACCCAUUCCUAGUUCACCGGAAGUGAAAUUCUGUCGACUUCCGUCGAAAGAUAUUAUUAAAAUUUCACGGAUCGCCAUUGGUGAAGUAAUCGAAAGAGAAGUGAGGGGGCAAUUUGCAAAAAUGGUGAAGGAAUGCGCCGGACAGUAUCUACAGGACGUCAAUCAAGAUUUCGUGAAUUUUCUUAAGAAGACAAUGGCGAGUAUCAACUGGCCAUGGUAA